This is a messenger RNA of Coprinopsis cinerea okayama7#130, 1989 nucleotides long. RefSeq lists its product as hypothetical. The transcript has 6 exons. The record is from RefSeq and is a predicted model, not a curated record. The coding region runs from base 1 to 1989 and encodes 662 amino acids. NCBI's taxonomy places the organism in Eukaryota, Fungi, Basidiomycota, Agaricomycetes, Agaricales, Psathyrellaceae.
AUGACAUCCGCUACAGCUAACCCUCCGCAAUUCAGCACUACAAACCCGGAUAUUGAGCUCGUCGCUGGGCGGGACGGGAAGGUUACGGGCGUCUCCGUCUAUCCACCACGAGCGGAGGUCACUCGACUCUUCAAAUUCGUUAUCAAGACAGGCCAAAACCGAGUCUCAAUUAGUGGCCUUCCGAAUGUCAUAGAUCAUCCUUCCUUGAGAGUGCAGGGGCACGGUGCAGCCACUAUCCACGAUGUCUCCCUGUCGCACGAUUUGCCGCCCGGGGCGAAGACGAAGAAAACUUCCCCCAAACUUGAGGAACUGGAAACUGAAUUGGACAAAGUAACAACUUCGCUCAGGAGGGCGCGGGACGCAAUCCGGUUUCUUGAAACGUAUAUCUCCGAUCUUCGAUACAACAGUAACAAGGAAGUGAAGUACCCUCUAGUCGACGUCGUCGAGGACUAUACUACGGCGGCUGGCAAAUUGGACGCGCAAGUUUUGCAACUCACGGCGAAGAGGACAGAAUUGCACACGAAAAUUGCGAAUGAGGAGGAGUCGUUGAGCGAGCCUCUGCAGAAUGAAAGACUGGGCAUGAAGGUUUCCAUUGUUGUUUUUGGUCACACCGCUGGAGAAGUCGAGAUUUCUCUCACUUAUGCUGUUAGAAAUGCGACGUGGAGGCCUACCUAUGACAUUCGGGUCGAUUUACAAACCAAAGACAAGCCCGUAACCCUCGUCUACAAAGGAUCUAUCAUCCAGAAUACAGGAGAGGACUGGACCGACGCACCAAUCAAACUUGAAACAGUAGCGCCAGCAUUCGACAUUGCCAUCUCCUCCCUUCAGAAAUGGACUCUUUCUCUCGAGGACCCGGUUCAAGCCCAGAAACGACGGCAAGAGCUGGAACGUGAAUACGCUACUCGGCAUUGGACCAACUACCACUAUUCGGCACCACAGAUACAGUCGGCCCCCAUUGUUAUACCCUCACCGCGGGGAAGGUCACGGUCACCCAGUAGUCGCUCUCCCCGUCGAUAUGAGCGGUACUCAGGUCGGAGAAGUCGAUGUAGUAGUAGUAGUAGGAGUCGGAGUCGUGCAAGAAUGUCCUCCGUGGCAAUGAGGGCAGCUCCCGAGCCUGAAGUUAUCACUCACAGGAACUUGGAUGUGGGCACUGGAGGAAAGGGGGACAUCAGCGCUACGUUCGUCGUCCCCGGACUGAUGACUGUCCCGAGUGAUAACGUCGCUCACAUUGUUACCAUCGCCGAGUUGGGGUUGGAUGCGGAGAUGGAAUGGGUGUCGGUGCCUAAACGUGAUAUUAGAGUGUAUUUGAAGGCAAAAGUGAAGAAUGCCUCAGAGUAUACACUGCUCAAGGGCCCUGUGAGCGUGUAUGUGGAUGGAAGUUUCCUCGCUCGCACGAACAUCCCGGACGUAAAUCCCGACGAGACCUUCGAUUGCCCUCUAGGAGUCGACCAUUCCGUCCGUAUCACCUACGCCCCUCUCUCAAAGCAGCAAUCCGACAGCGGCCUCAUCACCAAAUCGCGCGUCCACACCUUCACAAGGCGCAUCAAUAUUCAGAACACCAAAUCCUCCAAACCAGUGGCGAACCUCAUCAUCCACGACCACAUCCCGGUGUCCGAGAACGCGUUGAUCGGCGUGAAGCUAAUCUCGCCUGCGCUUCAACUGCCUGCGCCAGAGAACUCUGGUUCCAACUAUUCGAACGCUGGGAGUUUGGCUAGCUCGACGUUGAAACAGUUUGUGACGGUGCAGGGAGGAGAUGGGAUGACAGUCAAUAAAUUCGGUAUCAAAAUACCCGCCCCGGUUAAAGUGACGAAGGAUGUUGUGGCUCAAUGGCAGGGGGCAGACGAAGCUGAGACUCAGGCCGAUGUACAAGCCCUUGGGAGCGAUGGGAAGCUGGUCUGGAAGUGCGCAGUUCCAGCCCAGGGAAAGGUCGCGCUCUCUUUGCAGUGGGAAGUGUCUGCGCCCGUAAAGUCAAAUAUUGUUGGAUUGUAA